AUGUCCCAAAGGUUGCUCCAAUAUUGGGGUCCAAUCACCGAGAAGUACAACAACCUCAAACCGGCGGGAGCGCCAAGGCGUAAGCCUGAUCAUCUCAAAUCCCACUUCGCACGCAUCCAAAAGGACACGAAAAUUUGGGAGGACUUCUACAACACUUGCAAGGACAAUUGGGGCAGCAGUAUGAGCGACAACCAAAUCAUCAAACAAGCUCAGGCGAUGUAUGAGGCGAAUCACAGGAAGAAAUUCGGCUACAUCAAAGCUUGGAAAGUCAUGCGCGAGUGUGAAAGGUUCUCGUCACAAGUCGCGGAUGUCCACUCCGCGAAGAAGUCGAAGGGCUUCGAUGGCCAAGCAACCACCACUUCUUUGGAGCCGAGUAUCACGACGAGGCCCCAAGGUCAAAAAGCAGCGAAGCGAGACAAGGGCAAGGGGAAGAAGGGGGAAGAGUCUUCAGGAAAGUCGUCGUACUCCGAAGCCCUUGAGAAGGUCCCCGAAAGCAUGAAGGAGCAUGCCCUCCAAACGAGCCACAUCGCCGAAGCAAAAAAAAAAAUGCAAGCCGAGUUGAAAAGGGAGGAGCUCGAUAUGAAGCUCCUCAACACGGAUACUACGAACAUGACAGAUGCACAAUUGACAUUGCACAACCACAUGAUCCAAGAAGUGCUCAAACGUCGAUGA
Messenger RNA from Salvia miltiorrhiza (redroot sage), 672 nucleotides. RefSeq lists its product as uncharacterized. The coding region runs from base 1 to 672 and encodes 223 amino acids. The transcript has a single exon. NCBI's taxonomy places the organism in Eukaryota, Viridiplantae, Streptophyta, Magnoliopsida, Lamiales, Lamiaceae. The record is from RefSeq and is a predicted model, not a curated record.